UGUUCGUGGUGUGUUGUGUGUACGGUUUAUUUUGUCCCGUAAACUUGUGUACUUGUGUUUGUUUUUCAGUUUCUUAGCUUAUACUUUCAUACUUAAAAUAUUAUAAGUUGAACCACUAAAUGUAUUUAUAAACCAUACAUUUAGCUGCGUUCGACGGUCCAUUCAAUAUUCAAAUGUUUUGAAAUUUGCCAAGAAACAGUAUUCUUUCACAGGUACGUUUACUGUUGAGUGGUUAUACAAUUACGCACACCUCAAGGGUUUUAUAGUAAAUUAUUUCUUACAUCCAUUUGGUAAUAUAAAUAGAACACACUGAGCUACUGAUAUGUCAAUAUUAAAUGACUAUUACCCAUUUACAAGUAAAGAAAUUAUACAAAGAGCUUUUGAAGUAUGGCUGUAGUUUAAAACUUACUGACAAAAAUUAUUAUAAAAGUCGAAUCAAACAGGAAUUUUUGGACAAUAAACAGUUAGUUAAACCAGAAGAGAUUAAAUUUUUCUAUGAUGUAAGUCCAAAAUAUUUUUACUGUUAAAAAACCAUAAUUUUC
Messenger RNA from Acyrthosiphon pisum (pea aphid), 542 nucleotides. RefSeq lists its product as uncharacterized. The transcript is spliced from 2 exons. Lineage: Eukaryota; Metazoa; Arthropoda; Insecta; Hemiptera; Aphididae. Bases 336 to 527 code for a protein of 63 amino acids. The record is from RefSeq and is a predicted model, not a curated record.